CGUCAAUUUCAGUCGGUGAGUUUUUGUUGCGCUCUGUUGUUAAAAUCCUUAAAAACGGUCGAAUUACUGACUGUAACCGCGAUUUGUUUCCGCUGGCUGUUUUCUGUAUCUAUUUUGCUGCAGACAGUCUGUCCAACCGCAAACAUGCAGAACGACGCCGGUGAAUUCGUGGAUCUUUACGUCCCACGCAAAUGCUCUGCUAGCAACAGAAUCAUUGGAGCCAAAGACCACGCCUCCAUCCAGAUCAAUAUUGCAGAGGUUGACAAAUUGACGGGACGUUUCAACGGUCAGUUUAAGACCUACGCAAUCUGUGGCGCCAUCCGCAGAAUGGGUGAGGCUGACGACUCCAUCCUGAGGCUGGCAAAGAACGACAACAUUGUCGCAAAGAACUUCUGAAGGUGGCGCUGUGGAGACUUUGUUAAAUAAAAUGUGGAGGAAAA
Messenger RNA from Thalassophryne amazonica, 440 nucleotides. It is a transcript of the gene rps21, whose product is annotated as ribosomal protein S21. Gene Ontology annotation, biological process: endonucleolytic cleavage in ITS1 to separate SSU-rRNA from 5.8S rRNA and LSU-rRNA from tricistronic rRNA transcript (SSU-rRNA, 5.8S rRNA, LSU-rRNA); translation; endonucleolytic cleavage to generate mature 3'-end of SSU-rRNA from (SSU-rRNA, 5.8S rRNA, LSU-rRNA). Gene Ontology annotation, cellular component: ribosome; cytosolic small ribosomal subunit. The record is from RefSeq and is a predicted model, not a curated record. Gene Ontology annotation, molecular function: structural constituent of ribosome. The coding region runs from base 145 to 396 and encodes 83 amino acids. Lineage: Eukaryota; Metazoa; Chordata; Actinopteri; Batrachoidiformes; Batrachoididae. The transcript is spliced from 6 exons.